This is a messenger RNA of Canariomyces notabilis, 1420 nucleotides long. Its product is annotated as transferase-like protein. The record is from RefSeq and is a predicted model, not a curated record. Gene Ontology annotation, molecular function: S-methyl-5-thioadenosine phosphorylase activity. Bases 191 to 1117 code for a protein of 308 amino acids. Gene Ontology annotation, biological process: nucleoside metabolic process. NCBI's taxonomy places the organism in Eukaryota, Fungi, Ascomycota, Sordariomycetes, Sordariales, Chaetomiaceae. Gene Ontology annotation, cellular component: cytosol. The transcript is spliced from 2 exons.
ACCACAUUCAACUUCAUCGCGACGGCGGGGUAAAUUGCGCGAUUGCGCCUGUGAGUCGGGUGAAGCGAGGAAGCGAGGGGUUCCAAUCAUCAAGUUUAGACAAAACCGUAAAGGCCCUUCCACCACCUUUGUUUCUCGAGUCCCGAUCGUUGAAAGGACCGAAAUUCAGUGAAAUCAUCAAUCACCCACCAUGACGAUCGACCUCCCGAACCAUUUCGACAGACCCGUGCACAUCGCCGUAAUAGGUGGCACCGGGCUGGGCAAGAUCGAGGGCUACACGCCCGUGGCCGCCCUGCAGCCCAUGACCCCCUGGGGCGCCCCGUCGUCGCCCAUCCUGAUUCUCGAGCACAACGGCGUCCCCGUCGCCUUUCUCGCGAGGCAUGGCCUGCACCACCACCUAGCCCCGCAUGAGAUCCCCUCGCGCGCAAAUAUGGCCGCGCUGCGGUCACUAGGGGUACGCUCCAUCAUCGCCUUCUCGGCCGUGGGGUCGCUGCGGGAGGAGAUCCGGCCUAUGGACUUUGUCGUCCCCGACCAGAUCAUCGACCGAACAAAAGGGGUGCGGCCCUUCACCUUCUUCGAGGGCGGCGUGGUGGGCCACGUGGGGUUCGCGGACCCGUUCGACGCCGGGCUGGCGGACGUUGUGGCCAAGUGCGCGGCGGCCAUGCGCGGCGACGGCGUCAAGCUGCACCGCGGCGGCGUCGUGGUCUGCAUGGAGGGCCCCCAGUUCAGCACGCGCGCCGAGAGCAACAUGUACCGCGCCUGGGGCGGCAGCGUCAUCAACAUGAGCGCGCUGCCCGAGGCCAAGCUGGCGCGCGAGGCCGAGAUGGCCUACCAGAUGAUCUGCAUGGCCACCGACUACGACUGCUGGCACACGACCGACGACGUCGACGUUGCCAUGGUCAUGAAGUACAUGGCGGCCAACAGCGAGAACGCAAAGCACCUCGUGGGCGCCGUGCUCGAUGAGCUGUGCAAGCAGGAAAACAGCGACUUGGUGCUGGCCAAGCACCUGGCCGGGACCGUCCAGGGGGCGGUCAAGUUCAUGACCAAGCCGGCGGGACGGGAUCCCGAGGCGAUGAAGAGGGUAGAAUAUCUCUUCCCCGGGUUUUGGGAUGAAUGAUUGAGUCUAGAUUUGGAUCCGGCGGUAUUCUCUUUUGAUUCUCGCUUCUUUUCGGAGGAAGCGUCGAUGAUGGGUAGCUGAUAGACGAUACCAGAUAAUCGAUAGAGCUUGGCGCAGGAGGAACAUAGAUGACUGCCAUGAAAUCACUCAACCAUCUUUCCAACCAGGAACAUUAUUUACUGUGCACACGUCAGAAGUUCACAUAUCGCAUUGCAUGCAAGUAUCCAUUUGGUAUCCAUGUAUGCCGCUAGAACAGGGAAGAGCAAAACGUAGAAAGAGACAACAAACCAAAAGAUCAGAAAG